This is a messenger RNA of Bursaphelenchus xylophilus (pine wood nematode), 610 nucleotides long. Lineage: Eukaryota; Metazoa; Nematoda; Chromadorea; Rhabditida; Aphelenchoididae. The record is from the annotation of a GenBank genome assembly.
AUGAUCUCCGACGCUCACAUCCCCACCGAUCUCCGUGGUCUGCGCGCCUGCUUGCUUUGUUCGAUCAUAAAGUCGGGAGAAAUGUUUGAACGACAAGGCUGCGACAACUGUGAAGGUCUCCUGGGCCUGAAGGAUAAUGCCGAGAAAGUUGAUGAAUGUACAAGGUAAUUUUCGAUUUUUGUAUUGAAUUUUUGAUGUUUAGGUAAAGAAAUCUGAUGCAGAAGCUAGAUUAAUGUUUCAUUGAGCUUUGACGGACUUCUGUUAUUCGUUUUUACAUUCACCAUGGUGAAGAUAGUCUAAUGUCCAAUUUCAGCUCAAAUUUCGACGGAUUCAUUGCGGUGACUGAUCCAACGGACUCGUGGGUGUGCAAGUGGCAGGUAAGACCUUUUUCUCUACAAAUAUUGCCUCAGUUUUAAUGGUAACUAUCUUCGUCUUACACUUGACCUAGUGCAAUAUAUUUUUUUUUUGUUUUUAGGGGAUUAAAACAAGGAAGCCUGGACUAUACGCAGUCUCUGUGUCUGGAACAUUGAGCCGAGAGAUUGUCAGCGAGCUGAAGGAUCAAGGGUUCCGUUAUCGACCAGAAAUGAGAGACAAAUCAGUUGCUCAAUAA